Messenger RNA from Closterium sp. Yama58-4, 669 nucleotides. NCBI's taxonomy places the organism in Eukaryota, Viridiplantae, Streptophyta, Zygnematophyceae, Desmidiales, Closteriaceae. The record is from the annotation of a GenBank genome assembly.
AUGCCCCCUCUCUCCUCCCCCAACCCUCCCAACUCCAUCCCCCAGGAGGAGGCGGAGGCGGGGGCGUUGGAGCGCAUAAGGGAGGCGCUGCUGGGGGGGGGGGCGGCGCGCAGCGUGGAGCUGAGCGAGGAGGAGGCGCCUCUGGUGGCGCAGCUGUGCCUGCUGACGGCCAAGCCCAUCAUCUACGCCGCCAACGUCGCUGAGACCGACCUCGCUGACCCCUCCUCCAACCCGCACGUCGCCGCUGUGCGCCACCUGGCGGCCACUGAAGGCGCCGAGUGCGUUGUGGUGUCCGCGCAGGUGGAGGCGGAGCUGUGUGAGCUGGGCGAGGCGGACCGCGCCGAGUACCUGCAGUCGCUGGGCGUGCAGCAGGGCGGGCUGGCCGCCCUCGUGCAGGCCACGUACCGCCUGCUGGGCCUGCGCACCUACUUCACUGCGGGGGAGAAGGAGACGAGGGCGUGGACGAUCCGGGCGGGCAUGACGGCACCGCAGGCGGCGGGUGUGAUCCACAGCGACUUCGAGCGCGGCUUCAUCCGCGCCGAGACCAUAUCAUACAAUGACUUUGUGGCGAGUGGCUCGUACACGGCUGCCAAGGAGAAAGGCCUCCUGCGGGCUGAGGGCAAAGAGUAUGUCGUGCAAGAGGGGGACGUUAUGCUAUUUAGUCUGUAA